Mustela lutreola (European mink) is the source of this 2806-nucleotide messenger RNA. RefSeq names its product SEC14 like lipid binding 2 (gene SEC14L2). NCBI's taxonomy places the organism in Eukaryota, Metazoa, Chordata, Mammalia, Carnivora, Mustelidae. The coding region runs from base 117 to 1328 and encodes 403 amino acids. The transcript has 12 exons. Gene Ontology annotation, cellular component: cytoplasm. The record is from RefSeq and is a predicted model, not a curated record.
GGGCUUGGCCGCCCGCCCCGCGGCCCCGGCAAAAGGCUGGGACUUUACUCCGGCGGCGGAGAACGAGCCCGUGCUCCAUCAGCUGCCGCAACCGCCGCGCCCGAGCCCGAGCCACGAUGAGCGGCAGAGUCGGCGAUCUGAGUCCCAAGCAGAAGGAGGCACUGGCCAAGUUUCGGGAGAAUGUCCAGGAUGUGCUGCCCACCCUGCCGAAUCCAGAUGACUAUUUUCUCCUGCGCUGGCUCCGAGCAAGAAACUUCGACCUGCAGAAGUCUGAGGCCAUGCUCCGGAAGCACGUGGAGUUCCGAAAGCAAAAGGACAUUGACAACAUCACGAGCUGGCAGCCUCCCGAGGUGGUCCAGCAGUAUCUGUCAGGGGGCAUGUGUGGCUAUGACCUGGAUGGCUGUCCCAUCUGGUAUGAUAUCAUUGGACCUCUGGAUGCCAAGGGGCUGCUCCUCUCAGCCACCAAACAGGACUUGCUCAAGACCAAGAUGAGGGACUGCGAGCGGCUCCUGCAGGAGUGUGCAUGCCAGACCAAAAAGAUGGGGAAGAAGGUGGAGACCAUCACCCUGAUUUAUGACUGCGAGGGGCUUGGCCUCAAGCAUCUCUGGAAGCCUGCAGUAGAGGCCUAUGGGGAGUUUCUCUGCAUGUUUGAGGAAAAUUACCCUGAAACACUGAAGCGCCUUUUCGUUGUUAAAGCCCCCAAGCUGUUUCCUGUGGCCUACAACCUCAUCAAACCCUUCCUGAGUGAGGACACCCGCAAGAAGAUCAUGGUCCUGGGGGCAAACUGGAAGGAGGUUUUACUGAAAUAUAUCAGCCCUGACCAGCUGCCUGUGGAGUAUGGGGGCACCAUGACUGAUCCUGAUGGAAACCCCAAGUGCAAGUCCAAGAUCAACUAUGGGGGCGACAUCCCUAAGAAGUACUAUGUGCGAGAUCAGGUGAAACAGCAGUAUGAACACAGUGUGCAGAUUUCUCGUGGCUCCUCCCACCAAGUGGAGUAUGAGAUCCUCUUCCCUGGCUGUGUCCUCAGGUGGCAGUUCACAUCGGAAGGUUCGGACAUCGGUUUUGGGAUUUUCCUGAAGACCAAGAUGGGGGAGCGGCAGCGGGCAGGUGAAAUGACAGAGGUGCUUUCCAAUCAGAGGUACAAUGCCCAUCUGGUGCCUGAGGAUGGGACCCUCACCUGCAGCGAUCCUGGCAUCUAUGUCCUGCGGUUUGACAACACCUACAGCUUCAUUCAUGCCAAGAAGGUCAGCUUCACUGUGGAGGUCCUGCUUCCGGACAAGGCCUCAGAAGAGAAGAUGAAACAGUUGGGGGCAGUCACCCCGAAGUAAUGCUUCUUCCCACAGCAGGCGUGGCUCCCUCUGUGUCUCCGUCAGUUUCUGUCCCUUGUAGCAGUCAUUUUCCCAGUACCCAGAUGCCCAAAAAAGCUGGGCUACAAGAAAGAUCUUGGGCUGGAUUUGGGGAACUUUCAUUUCAGAAUUAGGAAGAGGGGGAGCAGCAGGACAGGGUCUCCUUCCUCUCAAAUUACUCAGGGGUCCCCAGGGGCUGGGCACCAUGAUAGGAUCUACCAUCCUAUAAGCUGUGCCAACAUCACCUGUCCAGUGACAGUUGAGACAGGAAGGGGUGGGGGGCAGGGGGAGAUGUGGGUGGCAGCAGGGCAGAAAUUAGAAAACGGGGGGAAGGUUCUGUUAACACUUCAGGGAAGCCAGCUGUAGGGGAGGAACUUGCUCCCAAAUUGAAAAUGUUAAGUCUAGAUCAUUAUGAGGAGUAGCAAGGUAGCAGUUUGCUAGAAUUAUGGUGGGGGUUCAAAGGCUCUUCUAAACUUUCUAUCUCCAAGGCUGGGACCUUUUGGCUUUUCCCACAAGUUUUCAGGGAUGGCCUGAGUCAGUAUAGAUCUUCCCACUCAGGGGCAGACAGAGAGGCCACCUUGAGACUUGGGACCCACCGGCAGUCUCUUUAAUUACUGAUUGUCAGUGACUCAGAGCUUCUCAGGACAGCAAUUUUGUACCCAGCCACUGUCCUGCAAUGCAAACAAAGCACAGGAAAAUUACUUCCAGAAAUCCCAGUUCCAGGAUGGGGCCAGGAGGCUAAGGGUGGGAGUGAAUCCUGAGGCUUCUAACCCCCCCUCCCCUUCUCAGUGCUGUCAGCCUUUCAUCAACUCUCCAUUUGAGCACCCCACACAAAAAUGACAAGUGGGAUUAAGACAGUAGAUCUCAGUGAAAGCCAUUCUAGUCUGAGUCUCCCACGGUGCCUGCCGGUCAGCCGGCUUCCUGAGUGACCUCAGCAAGGCUCUGGCAGUCCCGUCUCUGUUGGAGGCAUAUGGCGGGAGCAUUGGGUUCCUGGUGUCUGGCGGGGAGGCUGCCCGGGCAGUGGGCCAAAGGCUGGCCCGGCAUCUGGGGGCAGGCACGAAUAGCCUCGCAGGCCCCCAGCCCCGCCGUCCACACUGACAAGCAGGGAUGGCCAAGGAGGCCCUCAGCGACCACGGAUUGGAGGGCACGGACCCUGCGGGCAACCACAGCACAUAACCCAACGCUCCACACCGCAAACGAACAAUGGAGAGCGCCCCCCCCCCCAUCCCCAGGCCCUCGCAGGAACUCCUUUCCCUCCCAAAGCCAGCCACCCCCGCCCCGGCCCAGCGUGGGGAGAUGGUCUGGGGAAGCCGAGGGAAAAGGGAGCAGGGCUGGAGCUGACCGGAGCGGCCUGAGGCUGCGCCGGCCUCAGCUACUCCGCUUAGGAGGCAUCAUCCUGACCUUGGUUUACAGCGCUCUCUUAGGAAAAUUAACCAAUGAAUAAAGCAACAUUCAGUACA